GUGAAGCUCAUGGCAGCCAGGAGAGAAUCUUAAAUCUCCUCCUCCAUCACCUCCUUCUGCCCGCCUCACUACAUCUGUAUCUCUCUCUCAUACACGCCAAGCUGUUUAAUUUGCUUGCUUCUCGGCAGAAGAAAAGCUCCUACACCUGGUAACCUAUAAAAGAGAGCUUCGGUGGGAGAGAUAGAGGGAGUGCCUUCCUUGCUCAGUAGGUGGAUUGGCUGCUGGAAACCGAAACAGAGUUUCCUCAUCUGCUGACUGCUAUGAAGAUUUCCGGAAGGCCUAAUGGCAUGUGCCAGUCUGAAAAAAGGGAGAUAAGUACACAAAAGCUAAGGAGAGUUGCAUCUAGCAUUACUAAGACAUGGACAGGGAGCGCAUGAAGAUGGCUAUCCUGCAGCAAGAACAAACAUUCAGACAACAGGUUCAUGAGAUGCACCGGGUUUACCAUGUUCAAAAACAUCUGAUGAGGGAGAUGCAGACAUCUAGGCUGACCCAAGCUCAUGCUGGGACGAAACCAAAACUCGACGUCUGGCGCAAUGAGAAGGCUACCGACUGUCAUAAAUUCUACGGGUUCUCAGAGAGCUGCACCCCUGCCUCUGAAGAAGAAUGCAACCUUGAGCUUACUCUAGCAACCGGGAGCCAUAGCAGCAGGAACAGCAGCAGAAGUCAGAAGGGCAAGCAAGUAAUGAAGUCCGCAGACUCCGACUCAGGAACAGCGGUAUCAACAACAUCGACUGAAUCUGAGCUGGCUCAGUUCAAGGAGUUUGACACAGCAGCGGCGAGGUUUCAGAGUGAUAUCAAGAGGUUUACCAUUGCCGAUGAGAAGAAUAGGGCUCCUUGGCCCAACCAGCCUGCAAGCCUGAGGAUGGCAUGGUGAACGAAUUAGCUAGGUCUUGGAGUUGUAGAUUCUAGAGAGAGAAGAAGAGAUGUUGUUACAUGUACAUCGCAGAGCUAAUUUGCUACUACAACAAUUGAUAAUCGCAAAAAAGAGAUAGUCGCCUAACAUUUUCCAUGUUUUGAAGGUGACUAUACAUUUAAUUUAGAUGUAUCAGAGACAAGAACAAACCAAGAACAAUAUUGAUUCAGAGUUCCA
Molecule: messenger RNA, 1090 nt
Organism: Lolium perenne
Lineage: Eukaryota; Viridiplantae; Streptophyta; Magnoliopsida; Poales; Poaceae
Source: RefSeq, a predicted model, not a curated record